UCACGGAGCUUAAACAAGGCCCUCUAUAGCCUCUGUCUGCUUACUGUGCCACAAAAACGCCCACCUUCAUAACGGCUUCUUGCAUAAGCGACUGUGGAAGAAAGCUGGGGAGAGUGGUGGAGUUGAUUGCCAUGGGGUUUUCGACCCAGAAGCCCACCACCACCACUUUGCGGCCCUUUUGCCCCUCCUCUUUCUGGACUUCGCGCUCUUGUCGUUCCUUUCGCGUCGCUUCUUCUUCUUGGCCUCUCAUGGCUCCCUCCGAAGCUCACUAUGGCAGCAGAAGAAAAAUCCUCUCCGUUCAGGUAGUCAACAAUGGCUGGCUGAAUAGCACUGUGUCUUGUAAUUCUCUUCAAUUUAGAGAAGGUUCCUUACAAUUUCUAUCAAGAAUAGUUAUUGGGAUGAAUAAACACAAUGAUAUGGAAUAUAACCGUCAUCUGUAUAAGACUCCAAUUCAUGGUUCAUUCAUGAAGUUUUCGACUGCAUCGACUGGCAUGUUGAAGGAAGUGACAGAUGAAGAAGAGCUCAAUUCUUCACAUUAUUCUGAAGCAAAAGUUCAGACUGUAAGUAUUUUUGCUCAUGACUGUGCAACAUCCAAUAUUGCUGCUAAAGGUGAACUGUUUGGUGAUAGAAGAGGCUGGGUGCGAGCUAGAGAUAAUUUGACUGUAACUAAAAUGCAAAAUAAGUUUGGGUGCAAUAAUGGCAGCACUUAUGCAUCUAAAAUAUGUAUUUCCAAUGGCCAGGAGCAGGUUCUUUCUAAGGACGGAGGGCCCCGUCCUCUUUUACUGAAGGACCAUGAGGUACCUAUCUCAUCCCCUGUGGCCAGCCAUUCUAAAUCGAAAAAUACAAAGGUACUGAUGGACUCUAAAAGGGCAGGCGAGUCAAUUGAAUGCCAUUUGGUAAUCAAUAAAGAUGAAACUUCUGAUAUAAAUGAGAAUCACAAUUUGGAGGCAUCUACCAAGCAUGCUGACAUUGCAUUAAUGUCCAAAACAAAAUAUGUUACUGGUGAUUCAAAGCUUCGCGCCAGGCUCUGUGGCAUUUAUAAUGAUAUAUUGGUCGUUGAUAAUAUUUCUCUAGCUAAGGGAGUUGUUGGAAUGCUUACAAAAAAGUACAGGCAUCUUGUUCAUGCAUGUGAUACUGAGGUGGCCAAGAUUGAUGUCAAAGAGGAAACACCUGUUGAUCAUGGGGAGAUAGUAUGUUUCAGUGUUUAUUCUGGUCCAGAAGCUGAUUUUGGAAAUGGGAAAUCCUGUAUUUGGGUGGAUGUUCUUGAUGGUGGAGGCAAAGAGAUGUUAUUUGAAUUUGAACCGUUUUUCAAAGACCAAUCCAUCAAAAAGGUCUGGCAUAACUAUAGCUUUGAUAAUCAUGUUAUAGAGAACUAUGGGCUUAAAGUUUCUGGUUUUCAUGCUGAUACAAUGCACAUGGCACGAUUAUGGAAUUCAUCAAGACGCUUGGAUGGUGGUUAUUCUCUUGAAGCACUUACAAGUGAUAAAAGGGUUAUGUGUGGGGCUCAUUUGAACCAUGAAAAGGAUUUGAUUGGUAAAGUGUCGAUGAAAACUAUAUUUGGGCGGAAAAAGGUGAAAAAAGAUGGAUCUGAGGGUAAAAUGAUUACUAUUCCUCCUGUUGAAGAGCUACAAAGAGAUGAACGAAUACCUUGGAUAUGUUAUUCUGCCUUAGAUGCUAGGAGCACUUUGAAGCUUUAUGAAAGCCUUAAGAGCCAUCUCUCAAAAAUGCUGUGGAAAGUUGAUGGAAUACAGAUGAUGGGACUGGUGUCUGCAAAAACCAUGUAUGAUUUCUAUGAAGAAUAUUGGCGGCCAUUUGGUGAACUUCUAGUCCAAAUGGAAUCUGAAGGGAUGCUAGUUGACCGUGCAUAUCUUGCUGAGAUAGAGAAAGUGGCCAAGGCAGAGCAAGAGGUAGCUGUUAACAGGUUCCGGAAAUGGGCGUCUAGGUAUUGUCCUGAUGCAAAGUAUAUGAAUGUGGGAAGUGAUGCUCAGUUGCGCCAGCUGCUAUUUGGUGGCAUGGUGAACAGUAAAGACCCUAGUGUGGCACUUCCAAUAGAGCGGACUUUCAAAGUUCCCAAUGUUGAUAAAGUCAUCAAAGAAGGCCAGAAGGCUCCCUCAAAAUUUCGCGACAUUAAGCUGCAUAGCAUUGGUUGUCAACUGGAAACUGAGAUGUACACAGAAUCUGGUUGGCCAUCUGUCAGUGGUGAUGCUUUAAAGGCUCUUGCUGGAAAUGCUUCAGCUGAAUAUGACUUUCUAGAUGAGGCCUGUAACCUGGGUUGUGAUGAUGAAUAUGAAAAUUCUUCUAAGGAUGAAGUUACCUAUGUGGAAAAGGACACUACAGCUUAUGGAACUGCUUUUUCUGCCUUUGCAACUGAGGAUGAAGGUAGAGAAGCUUGCCAUGCAAUUGCUGCUUUAUGCGAAGUCUGUUCAAUCGACUCUUUGAUAUCUAACUUUAUCCUUCCCUUGCAGGGUAGUAAUGUUUCGGGAAGGAAUGGGCGCAUUCAUUGUUCCUUAAAUAUCAACACGGAGACAGGACGCUUGUCAGCUAGAAGGCCUAAUUUACAGAAUCAACCUGCGUUGGAAAAGGAUCGGUACAAGAUUCGUCAAGCUUUUAUAGCUGCACCUGGUAAUUCUCUUAUAGUUGCUGAUUAUGGACAGCUGGAGCUAAGAAUUCUUGCGCACCUUGCCAGCUGUAAGAGUAUGCUGGAUGCCUUUAAAGCUGGUGGAGAUUUCCAUUCAAGGACUGCAAUGAAUAUGUAUCCACAUAUUCGAGAAGCAAUUGAAAAAAAGGAAGUGGUUCUGGAGUGGCAUCCUCUGCCUGGUGAAGAUAAACCCCCAGUUCCUCUGCUAAAGGAUGCAUUUGGUUCUGAAAGAAGGAAAGCCAAAAUGCUUAACUUUUCAAUUGCCUAUGGAAAAACUCCUGUGGGGCUAGCCAGGGAUUGGAAGGUUUCUGUAAAAGAAGCUAGGGAGACAGUUAAGCUCUGGUACAAUGAUAGAAAAGAAGUUUUGGCAUGGCAAGAGCAGCGUAAAAAAGAAGCCUGUGAGCAUCAUUGUGUAUACACACUGCUAGGGCGAGCCCGGCGGUUCCCUUUGAUGGCUAAAGCUACAUCAUCUCAAAAAAGUCAUAUUGAGCGGGCUGCUAUAAAUACACCUGUGCAGGGCAGUGCAGCUGAUGUUGCCAUGUGCGCCAUGUUACAAAUAUCCAGAAACACACGGUUGAAAGAGCUUGGAUGGAAGUUACUUCUACAGGUUCAUGAUGAAGUCAUACUUGAAGGGCCAACAGAAUCUGCUGAGAUUGCAAAGGCUAUAGUUGUUGAGUGCAUGUCCAAACCGUUCGAUGGCAAGAAUAUUCUUCAAGUCGAUCUCGCUGUUGAUGCUAAGUGUGCGCAAAACUGGUACUCAGCAAAAUAGAUACUUGGUCUGAGCUUUUACGGUAGGAAGGCCAUGCAUUGGUUUUGGAGGGGCUUACUUUGGCCCAUCGUGCCGCUGCCCUUACUGGAUCUGGGGAAUGUUUCCUCUCAUUUUACGUAACCUUGGCUUCAUAAUUGGCUUUGUGAAUGCAAUCAAAGAUGCUUUCGCUUCAAUCUCUUUUUGGUCGUGAGACUAAGGUUUUGGAUGUUGUGGGUGGCGGUUCCAAUUUGAAGGCUGGGAAUCUUAAAGCAGUGCAUGAACGCCCAUAGCAAGAAGCAAAUGGCUCAAACCAACUGCUGUCUCCGCCUUGGCUACUUUCAUUGGUUUGGUUUUUAGGUUCCAUGUGAUUUGCUUCAUGUACUUAUAUGAUUAUCGGUUCGAUGUAGAUUGUAUUAUACAUGUAUAUAAAUCAAAUACGGUGACCAUAUCAAUCCUGCUGAUGGCCAUGUUUAGUCUUAGUUUUUUUUUUGUUGUUGUUAUAAAAUGAUCAAUUAUAUUAAA
Molecule: messenger RNA, 3908 nt
Organism: Neltuma alba
Lineage: Eukaryota; Viridiplantae; Streptophyta; Magnoliopsida; Fabales; Fabaceae
Product: DNA polymerase I A, chloroplastic/mitochondrial
Exons: 12
Coding region: 132-3407 (1091 amino acids)
Biological process (GO): double-strand break repair; DNA-templated DNA replication
Molecular function (GO): DNA-directed DNA polymerase activity; 3'-5' exonuclease activity; DNA binding
Source: RefSeq, a predicted model, not a curated record